Molecule: messenger RNA, 2405 nt
Organism: Macadamia integrifolia
Lineage: Eukaryota; Viridiplantae; Streptophyta; Magnoliopsida; Proteales; Proteaceae
Product: V-type proton ATPase catalytic subunit A
Exons: 21
Coding region: 227-2098 (623 amino acids)
Biological process (GO): proton transmembrane transport; ATP metabolic process
Cellular component (GO): proton-transporting V-type ATPase, V1 domain; plant-type vacuole
Molecular function (GO): proton-transporting ATPase activity, rotational mechanism; ATP binding; ATP hydrolysis activity
Source: RefSeq, a predicted model, not a curated record
UACCAAGCUUUCGUAAAAUAGAUUUCUAUAUUAUAAAUUGAUCACAGACCCUGCGUGUCUCUCUGUCCAUUUGCAUCUUUCUCUCUGGUCUCCAUCACCCCUACUUCGGAUCCUGGUUCUUCGUUGCUGUCGAAGAGCCAAUCCUCUCAUCCUUUCCAAUUUAGUUAUCGGAAUCGUAAUUGUAGCAAUCUCCUGAGUUCGAUCUCUGUUGGAUCCGUUAGCCAAAAUGGCGUCGAUGAAUGGAAUACGAAUGACGACAUUCGAGGACUCAGAGAAGGAGAGCGAGUUUGGCUACGUUCGAAAGGUAUCAGGACCUGUUGUUGUUGCAGAUGGGAUGGCAGGGGCUGCUAUGUAUGAACUUGUUCGUGUGGGACAUGACAACCUUAUUGGAGAAAUUAUUAGAUUAGAAGGAGAUUCUGCUACAAUCCAAGUCUAUGAAGAGACAGCUGGGUUGAUGGUGAAUGAUCCUGUUCUACGAACACAUAAGCCCCUUUCAGUGGAGUUGGGACCUGGAAUUUUGGGGAACAUUUUUGAUGGUAUUCAGAGGCCUUUAAAAACUAUCGCUAGAAUAUCUGGUGAUGUCUAUAUUCCUCGUGGGGUCUCUGUACCAGCUUUAGACAAAGACAUUCUCUGGGAGUUCCAACCCAAAAAAAUAGGUGAAGGAGACGUUCUAACUGGCGGAGACUUAUACGCAACUGUCUUUGAGAACAGUUUGAUGCAGCACCAUGUUGCUCUUCCUCCUGAUGCUAUGGGAAAGAUCAGUUACAUUGCACCUGCUGGUCAAUACUCACUAAAGGAUACUGUGUUAGAGCUCGAGUUUCAAGGUGUCAAAAAGCAAUUUACCAUGCUUCAGACUUGGCCUGUCCGUACACCACGGCCAGUUGCAUCGAAACUUGCUGCUGAUACACCUCUCCUAACUGGGCAGCGUGUUCUGGAUGCCCUUUUUCCCUCUGUUCUUGGUGGGACUUGUGCCAUCCCUGGAGCAUUUGGUUGUGGGAAAACAGUCAUUAGUCAAGCUCUGUCUAAGUACUCUAAUUCUGACACUGUGGUUUAUGUUGGUUGUGGAGAGAGAGGAAACGAAAUGGCAGAGGUUCUUAUGGAUUUUCCUCAAUUGACUAUGACAUUGCCUGAUGGCCGUGAAGAAUCUGUCAUGAAGCGUACAACACUUGUAGCAAACACUUCGAACAUGCCUGUGGCUGCUCGAGAGGCCUCCAUUUAUACAGGCAUCACGAUAGCUGAAUAUUUCAGAGAUAUGGGUUACAAUGUUAGUAUGAUGGCUGAUUCAACAUCUCGUUGGGCAGAAGCAUUGCGUGAAAUAUCAGGGCGUCUGGCAGAAAUGCCCGCGGAUAGUGGUUAUCCUGCUUAUCUGGCGGCACGUUUAGCCUCUUUCUAUGAACGGGCGGGUAAAGUGAAGUGUCUUGGUGGGCCAGAACGUACUGGUAGUGUUACAAUUGUUGGUGCUGUUUCUCCUCCAGGCGGAGAUUUCUCAGAUCCUGUGACAUCUGCGACCCUCAGUAUUGUUCAGGUCUUCUGGGGUCUGGACAAAAAACUUGCUCAGAGGAAACACUUUCCAUCUGUAAACUGGCUUAUUUCUUACUCAAAAUACUCCAAGGCCUUGGAGUCUUUCUAUGAGCAAUUUGAUCCAGAUUUUAUUGAAAUCAGAACAAAAGCACGUGAGGUGUUGCAGAGAGAAGAUGACCUGAAUGAAAUUGUCCAGCUUGUAGGCAAAGAUGCUUUGGCAGAAACAGAUAAGAUUACCUUGGAGACUGCUAAACUUCUGAGGGAGGACUACCUUGCCCAGAAUGCAUUUACCCCAUAUGAUAAAUUUUGCCCAUUUUACAAGUCGGUUUGGAUGAUGCGCAACAUUAUCCAUUUCUCCAAUUUGGCCAAUCAGGCGGUGGAGCGAGGUGCUGGUAUGGAUGGGCAGAAGAUAACAUACAGUCUUAUCAAACACAAGAUGGGAGAUCUCUUUUACCGAUUAGUGUCUCAGAAAUUUGAGGAUCCAGCAGAAGGUGAGGCAGCUCUGGUGGCAAAAUUUAGUAAGCUACAUGAUGAUCUGACUGCAGGUUUCCGCAACCUUGAGGAUGAAACUCGAUGAUCCAAGUAUCUCGAAUCGGUUUUGUGUAAAAUCAUUUCUCAGUGGCAAUGCUGAUCUGCAGCUAGGACGCUGGUCUCUUUCGGCAUUUGUAACAUGUCUGAGCCACACUAUGGUGGGUCCAUGUUGUGGUGACUUUUGUAGUCGGCGUUUGUGCAUUGUGUUCAAAUUAAAUUUGGGUUGCGCUUUAUAAUUUUGCCUAGAUUAGUUGUUUAUCUAGAAUAAGAGACAAAACACUGUUAAUUCAUAUAUGAUGCCCUUGUAUUUAGACGUGGUUCAGUUCAUAGAAUCUCAAUCUGUUCGCACAAAA